Molecule: messenger RNA, 720 nt
Organism: Cicer arietinum (chickpea)
Lineage: Eukaryota; Viridiplantae; Streptophyta; Magnoliopsida; Fabales; Fabaceae
Biological process (GO): mitochondrion organization
Cellular component (GO): mitochondrion; nucleus
Source: RefSeq, a predicted model, not a curated record
AGACCAUUUCCAAGGUUUUUAAGGGUUUAAAUAGACCAUUCGCACGCCGCAACCGUCUAUUCAUUCGUUUCUUCUGCUCCACCAAAUCUCAUUUGCACCAUUUUGCCUAUUUGCCCUAAAACUUCAAUCCAUGGCUCGCCGUAGCUCCGGUGGAAGAUCUGCUCGCCCAGCUCCACGAGCUGCACCAGCUCGCCCUGCUCCAGUCAACCAUGCUCCUUCUCCAGCUCCUGUUCAGAGUGGUGGUGGUAUGCUUAGUGGCAUUGGUUCAACCAUAGCUCAAGGUAUGGCUUUUGGCACUGGAAGUGCAGUGGCACACAGGGCUGUGGAUGCGGUUAUGGGUCCUCGCACCAUUCAACAUGAAACUGUAGUUUCUGAGGCUGCUGCCGCUGCCCCUGCACCAACUUCUAACUCAUUUGGUGGUGAUGCAUGCAAUGUUCAUUCAAAGGCCUUCCAGGAUUGCAUUAACAACUUUGGAAAUGAGAUCAGCAAGUGCCAGUUUUACAUGGAUAUGCUAGCAGAAUGCAGAAAGAACUCUGGAUCCUCAUUGAGUAUGUAAUUGCCCUUUGUCAUGUUUUGGAUGGUUACAACUGCAAAUGUGGCAAAAGAUAUGAUUUCAAUAAAUUCGAUUUGUCUGAUGACACACUGAAGUGAAUGUUGCAUCAAUAUACUGUUCUAUUUCUUAUUGAUAUUUGAAAAUUAUAAUUGUUUGGUCUCAAAUCA